Cottoperca gobio is the source of this 507-nucleotide messenger RNA. Its product is annotated as prefoldin subunit 1-like. Gene Ontology annotation, biological process: protein folding. The transcript has 3 exons. Gene Ontology annotation, cellular component: cytoplasm; prefoldin complex. The record is from RefSeq and is a predicted model, not a curated record. Lineage: Eukaryota; Metazoa; Chordata; Actinopteri; Perciformes; Bovichtidae. Gene Ontology annotation, molecular function: protein folding chaperone. The coding region runs from base 79 to 414 and encodes 111 amino acids.
GGCAGCACCUUUAACAGUAAAACCAAAGAAGAAGAACCCGCACAUGCGCAGUGUGGGUCUGAUUGAGUGUUGGUGAAGAUGUCUGCGCCCAUAGACCUGGAGCUGAAGAAGGCGUUCUCGGAGCUGCAGGUGAAGAUGAUCGACACGCAGCAGAAGGCGAAGUUGGCUGAUCUGCAGAUCGAUCAGCUGACUCGAGUUCAGAAACUCGCCAAGCUAACCAACGCAGAGAUCAGCACCCUGUCCGACAACACAAGGCUCUACGAGGGAGUCGGACGCAUGUUCAUUCUUCAGUCUAAGGAGGAUAUCAACAAUCAGCUGAUGGACAAACAGAAAACAGCUGAAGAGAAAAUUAAAGAGCUUGAGGUACAAAUACACAAUAAGUACACACUGAGAUACACGAUAAGUACACAAUAAGUACACACUGAGAUACACAAGUACACAAUAAGUACACACUGAGAUACACAAUAAGUACACACUGAGAUACACGAUAAGUACACAAUAAGUACA